AGUAUCCCACUCUGCCCCCAUUACGUGCUUACUCCCCCACAUUCGCACACUCCGUAACCCAGUGUAAGCAAAAACCUGGAUUGGGCUUGAGCAGCACUUGUAGACGCGUCCUUCUGUGUUGCAGACACCAUGACCAUCCGCUCGUUAGACCUUGUAGCACCGAAUGGAGGCCUCAACAGAAGCUCUGUUAGUCAAUUAAAAGGAAAAGUCCUCGGAAUUGAUGCUACUUACUUUCUGUUUCAAGUGUUUGGACUCUGGAAACACAGUGAAUCGUCGUAUCUGGCUUGUACGGAGGAGUCUGAGCAGCUCAAGUCUAUCCUGAAAAAUUAUCUGGAAGCAUUCCGGAACAACGAUAUACAACCCCUGUUCAUCUUUAAUGGAAUCUCGUGUAUAACAAAUUGCGUGAGACCAAACGAGUCCUCUGCCGCAGAGAGUGCUGCGGGUGUCAACGGAGCCUGGAACAGAGACGACCAAAAGUUUGACCCAUACAGCUUGGCUUCCUUGACCGUGUCGUUUCUGUCCUCGUCCACUCAGUCUGCCUACUAUUCUUCGUCUGCAUCAUCAGGAGCAAAUCAUCCUUCUAGCCGUACUUUUGUCCGUACCGUGCAGCAAAACCAAUUGGAGUAUGCGUGUGAACUCUUAAAGCAGGUGCUAGAUGAACAAAACUGCACGUUCUUCGUCGCUCCGUACCUUGCUAUGGCACAGUUGUGCUACUUUCUGCAGGGAGCCCCCAAAAAAUACAUCGACGCUGUUUACGGACCCGAAGACUUGCUCCUGUUUGGCGUGAAAAAAGUAAUUACUCGAAUGGUUUUGGCCGAUCAGGCUGCGACUCCGGUGAGUCUCGUGGACUCUGUAGCUUUAGAUGCAUUCGAAUGGAUUGACGGACGCACAGUGUUGAGCCAACACUUUCCCGGUCUUUCCUGGUCACAAUUUGUCGAUGCCUGUCUACUGAGCGGCACUGCGUUUACACUGACACUUCCACAAGUGGAUGGUCCCUUUCCCUUAAAACAAGCUGCACAACUCGUCACCCUGUACGGUUCGGCGUACCACGCUGUCCACCAUCUCACGAAAGCUGUGCAUACUCCUUUUCUCGAUGACUAUAUGCAUCAACUGAAACAAGCCAUCUGCAUUACGUGGUACUAUGUCUGCAUGGACAGCAACGGUGUUACUACGCCACGACCCGUGGACGGCGUCGUUCCUCACGACAUCCAUGAAUACAUUGGAACCCGCUUUCCCGCUGAAUUAUACUAUUAUGUAUCACAAAGCCUGAUACCAUGCAAAAUUAUUGGUGCCCUAGCGACCGGCUGUUUCAACGAUCCAGCCUCUGUCCUUGAACAACAUGGCGGCAAUAACUGGGCUAAUUCUCCUGCUGGUAGUUUGUCUCGCAACGAUUCCGCUGCGGCUGCUGUCGAUCAGCGAAGGUUUGUAGAUGAUAUUGAGGAGAUUUGGUCGCAAGCAUUAAACUUGCUGACCCAACCGUUGCACCGGUUUUACCAAGCCCGUGAUGUUGUUUCCCUGCACAAUGGCAACCAGCAGGCCUCUUUGAAGGUCAUGCAUCCCUAUGACCCACCCUUGUAUCAUGAUACGCGUUCUUGGAUGUUACAAGAAAGUGCUCUUCCUUCGGCCGCAAACUCCUUUGUUGAACAAAACAAACCAAUUCCAUUUUCUGUCAUUCUUGAGCCACUAAACAAUGCAACGUUUGUUGAAGAAAGCUUGCACAACAACAGUGGUAGUAGCAAUCACUCUUCACCAAUAAGUAAAAAGACAGCCAAAAAGGUUCUGCGUACCGCGCCCGAAAUCUUAGUCAAUGCACUAUACCGGUUUUUCCAAAUCCGAAACUUCAUCUCCACGAACCAUCAACUGACUUCUUGGGGUGCACCGUUGUUGAAAGCCCUGCAGUCAUGCGUACCUGAGUAUCAAGAAGCCAUGUUUGUUGCCUUCGAGAUGUUGCGGUUGAGACAAUUGCGAGAACCAAAAGCCGCUUCUGGCAAAAGCGCACCUGCAGACAGUGCUACUAUUGAUUUCUUGUCUAAGCUAGCCACAUUCCUUCCCUAUCGUCUGCAGCAGAAUGACCAGGCUGACAAUAUGACGUGUCCACUCUCACAUUUCCAUCUGCUUCAUGCGAGCUUUGCAUCUAAUUUGGGUGAAUUGUACGGCACUGUCACAGCCUCCAUGCUGUUAAACGGAAACAUCGACCGUUACUCUUUGCAACCCAAGGUGCUUCGUCAAUGCCAACCCUUUCGUUUGCCAAAUGGAUCGGUGACUUCUGGAAAUGUCAUUCAAUCCUACUUUACUACUUUUUGUAAUUCUGUUGCCGAAUGUGGAAGGGAAACUGCGAUUCAAAAGGCUCUUGCAUCUAUUGCCUCACAAUUUCCCAAUGGUGAACAACCUAUUCGACACAUUCAGAGCUUUUACUCUUUCUGGCAGAGCCUGCUACUUGGAAUUAAAGAAGCUGAAGGCUCUGGAGCCGUUGGUAAGCUUUUCCUCCAUAAACUUAUGGAUGUAGACACAUGGCUCACGGACAAAAUACCUUCUUUUUAAAACAACGUAUAUGAUGUUGUGAAAUUAUGAGACGUUCUGACUGGUGCAUUCUUUCUGUUUUUUUUUUCUCUUAUUCUAAAUUUUGAACUGCAAAUAUAUAAAUGACUAUAACUGUCUAUCUCAUUGUUCUGGUUCA
This is a messenger RNA of Schizosaccharomyces japonicus yFS275, 2677 nucleotides long. RefSeq names its product XP-G family nuclease. Gene Ontology annotation, molecular function: nuclease activity. The coding region runs from base 130 to 2541 and encodes 803 amino acids. Lineage: Eukaryota; Fungi; Ascomycota; Schizosaccharomycetes; Schizosaccharomycetales; Schizosaccharomycetaceae. The record is from RefSeq and is a predicted model, not a curated record. The transcript is spliced from 2 exons.